CAUUUAUCUUCGAUCAUUUAACACCUGAAACAAUACGGAAGAGAAACGCAAUGAAGACAACGAUGAUUAAGUUUCUUUUUCUGCUGACAAUAUCAGCCGCACUGAGUGAGAAGCCAAUUCGUGGAAGGCCAUUCUCAAGACCAUUGUUUUUACGUCAGGAGGAAGCUCCAGUUGAUUCUGCACCUUAUCAACCCAGUGGAUGGAAACCAGAGGGACAACGUUUGAUCCUUCCUGCUAGGCAGGAAGCAGGAGUACCUCAUACUGUUUAUGGGCCUCCUUCUUCGGAAGCGCCUCCAAGUGAAUAUGGUCCACCUGCUCCUGCAGAAGCAGAACAAACUGAACCACCGCAAUAUCCUCCUAAUAAUGAGUAUGGUCCUCCGGAUACACCCCAGGAACCUAAUAAUGCUUAUGGACCACCUGAUCAAAAUCAACCGGAACCCCUAGAACCUCAACAAACAGAAGAAUAUCCACCAUUAGGUGGUCCACCUGGAGAAAGUUCAAAUGGUGGUUAUGAUUAUCCUCCUCCGCAGCAACCAUUCCCAGAUCCGUCGAAUGAGUAUGGACCACCACAAUCUCAACCAGAUAAUGAGUAUGGCCCACCACAGUCACAACCACAACCUGAUAAUGAAUAUGGUGCACCUCCUCAACAACCUGAUAAUGGUUAUGGUCCUCCACCACAAGAAAAUGGGCAGAUCCCGGUGGAUCAAGGAGCUUCUGAGCAAAUUCGUCAACAGCAAUUUAGACAACAGCUGCCUGGGUUUACGCCUUCUAGAUUUGUCAAACCUCAAGCACAACGACUUAGGCAAAACUCUCGUGGUCAAGCUGCUCCAGAAAAGUUACAACAAUUACCAAGGAAUAACCAGAAGCAACAAUUCAGACAGCAGUCAAAUAGAAGACCACAAAAUCAACAGCCACAGUUCCAAAGACAACGAGUUCAACCUCAGCAGCAGCAAUUCCAAAGACAAAAGCAAAACCUUGCACAAACCCAACAAUUUGCACAAAAACAACAAUUGUACCAGACUCCUCAGUCGACUGGUGGAAAUCCGAAUGUAGCUGUAGCGACCGCGGUCUCAGGUGAGUACUAUGUCAUCGAGCCAAACGGCCGCCUCCAGAGGGUCUCAUACACCACAAUGAAUGGCAAAUUGGUUGAUGGCAAAAUUACAAAUGGGAUCAAACCCGAAGAGGUGCAAAAUACCAAAGCGCCAAUUUAUCAAAUUAAUCAAUUUAAUCAAUUGGUAAAGGUAAACAAGAAUCAAAUUAGAUAA
This is a messenger RNA of Dalotia coriaria, 1265 nucleotides long. RefSeq names its product basic salivary proline-rich protein 1-like. The record is from RefSeq and is a predicted model, not a curated record. Lineage: Eukaryota; Metazoa; Arthropoda; Insecta; Coleoptera; Staphylinidae. The coding region runs from base 51 to 1265 and encodes 404 amino acids. The transcript has 3 exons.